AUGAGGCCACCGGUGCUAGUGGUGAACGUGGCCAGCAAUUGUGGCCUAACCGACACCAACUAUCGGCAACUGCAAGCCUUGUACGCCCAGUACGACCCCGAAGGGUUACGAACCGGUACUAAUACCCAGAUCAAAGAGUUUGCCCACAAGUAUAAUGUGAUGUUCGAUAUGAUGGCCAAGAUUAAAGUGAAUGUUACCGUAAUGAAAGUGAUGACGCCCACCCCUGUACAAGUGGCUAAAAGAAAAACAAAGUGGUUAUCUCGGUUCGAUGGAAUCAAGUGGAAUUUCACCAAGUUCUUAAUUGACCAGAAAGGGAUCCCCAUUAAACGCUAUGCGCCCACCAUUUCGUUGAAUGACAUCGAGUCCGACAUUAAGUCCCUGUUAUAUAAGGAGUUGUUAUAAAUACGCGUACGAAAUGCCAAAACACGUCUCAUAAAUUUUUUUAAUUAC
This is a messenger RNA of Medioppia subpectinata, 450 nucleotides long. NCBI's taxonomy places the organism in Eukaryota, Metazoa, Arthropoda, Arachnida, Sarcoptiformes, Oppiidae. The record is from the annotation of a GenBank genome assembly.